This is a messenger RNA of Aureobasidium musti, 2022 nucleotides long. The record is from the annotation of a GenBank genome assembly. NCBI's taxonomy places the organism in Eukaryota, Fungi, Ascomycota, Dothideomycetes, Dothideales, Saccotheciaceae.
AUGAAGCUUAUCAAUUCUGCUCUUCUAGCAUUGGCUGGCCAUGCAGCUGCUCAGCAUGUCCAUCUAGAUAUCCCAGAGGUCUCGCAUUAUAUAUCUGCCAUCGAGUCCGAAUUCUCAGCAUGGUACCAUGGACCAAGACCAACAUUUCCACAUCCCACUCAUCCGCCCAAACCCUUCCAUAGCCCAGCACCAUCGGCAUGUGCAUACUGGCUGGAGGACAUCAAGCACCAGGGCAUUGCAGCUUUCAACCCUAGCCCCUCAACUUAUCAAGUCUUCCGCAACGUCAAGGAUUUCGGUGCAAAGGGCGAUGGUGUGACCGAUGACACUGCCGCCAUCCAAGAGGCCAUCAGCUCAGGCGGUCGUUGUGCUCCAGGCUCAUGCAGCUCGACUACAACUACACCUGCAGUUGUCUAUUUCCCUGCUGGUACUUACAUGAUCUCCUCCUCCAUCAUCGACUACUACUACACUCAAAUCAUCGGAAACCCCAACUGUGUGCCUACGAUCAGAGCCUUCGCCAACUACACUGGAACAAAUGGUCUUGGUCUUAUCGAUGGCGACAAAUAUGGCGCCAAUGGUCUUGGAUUUGGUGCUACGAAUGUCUUCUAUCGACAGAUCCGCAACUUUGUAAUCGACACGACUUUGGUUCCUGCUAAUGAAUCGGUGACUGGUAUUCAUUGGCCAACUGCUCAGGCGACCUCUUUGCAAUUUAUCACCUUCAAUAUGAGUCAAGAAGCAGGUACACAACAUCAAGGUGUGUUUAUUGAGAGUGGAUCUGGAGGCUUCAUUGGUGAUUUGACCUUUAUCGGUGGAUUGUACGGUAUACAGUUUACUCAAUCACGACUGAGCUUUAAGAAUGUGGUAACAGCGAUCAACCAACUGUGGGACUGGGACAUCACCAUUGAGAAUUGCUCUGUCGGCAUCAACAUGUCUUCAGGCGGUUCGGCAGCCCAAGCCGUGGGAUCGGUAGUGUUGAUUGACAGCACGAUCAGCAAUACACCGCUAGGCAUCGUCACCGCACACAGCGAGAACUCGCAGCCUCCGGCCGGAGGUUCGCUUAUCCUGGAGAAUGUUGCUCUGAACAACGUGCCAAUCGCUGUCCAAGGGGCUGGAGGCGUCACGGCUCUUUCAGGUUCAUCUGGCUCAACUACCAUUACCGCGUGGGGAGAAGGCCAUGAAUAUACUCCGACUGGGCCUACGAACUUCGAAGGUACCUUCCCUGCCAACGUCAGGCCCGCUUCACUUCUUUCCGGGUCCAAGUACUACUCUCAAGCCAAACCUCAGUACCAGAAAUAUCCGACGUCGGCUUUUAUUAGUGCUCGCUCUGCAGGUGCCACAGGAGAUGGUCACACAGAUGAUACAAAUGCGCUCCAGGCAGCUAUCACUCUGGCAACCUUACAAGGAAAGAUUCUGUUCCUUGAUCAAGGCGACUACAAGGUCACGCGCACACUCAACAUCCCACCAGGCGCUAGAAUUGUUGGUGAGAGCUACAGUGUCAUAUUCUCAUCUGGCGAAUUCUUCAACAAUAUCAACUCUUCACAGCCAGUUCUUCGUGUUGGACUUAACAGGCAAUGGGGAAGAGUCGAACUUUCGGAUCUGAUAAUAUCAACACAAGGCCCCCAAGCCGGCGCAGUCUUGAUCGAGCACAAUCUCGCAGCACCGCCAGGCAAUCCGUCUGGAUACUGGGAUGUGCAUACACGCAUCGGUGGGUUCGCAGGCUCAGACUUGCAACUUGCAGAAUGUCCAACGACGCCAAAUGUUCUCACUCCACCUGCACCUGUAAACACGAAUUGUAUUGCAGCGUACAUGUCUCUGCACAUCACUUCCAGCGCAUCAGGCUUCUACAUGGAGAACAACUGGCUCUGGGUAGCUGACCAUGACAUCGACGAUCCUCAACUCACGCAACUGACCAUCUACGCCGGUCGCGGACUUCUCGACGAAAGCAACGGUCCAGUAUGGCUGGUCGGCACCGCAGUCGAACACCACGUCAAAUACCAAUACCAAUUCUCCUCCGCCGCAAACUAA